AUGCUUGAUCUCCCUAAACCAAUAUGCGAUGUGAUUAGUGAUGGGAUUGCCAACUCUGAAGUCAGGAGAAAGGAAAAUAUCAUAAAUAUGGAAGUCGACUCCAAACUUACUGGAUAUUUCCUCGCUUUCCUCGGUGCAGACAUUCCCCUCCUCCCACCUACUUCAUUCGCCGAUACGUGCAAGCUCUUGCGUCUUUGUGACCAAUUCGAAGCAACGAAUGAGCAUGUGAAUUUGGUGCGUGAACGCCUGGUUGGAGAGAGUAAAGGUAAACUCUGGGAAUUGUUGGCGUUCGCUUCCAAGAUGGACGACAGAAACCUCGGCUUGAUGGCCCUCAAGGAAAUGAACCUCGAAAGUUUCUCCCACGGGAGAGAGCCUGAAGGCAAAUAUGAUGGGUUAUUCGUCAAUAGGAUUUCGGAUCUUUCACUCGCAUGGCAAGGGAAGCUGUACAGUUCACCUCUCAAAGAUGAGACGGUCACAGUCAACCGAUUCUGUCUAUGCACGAGAGUCUCUAAGAAAGGUAGAGACUAUACGACCAGAGAUUGGGAGCCUACACAAGUCCCUGGGCUGACUUUCGUAGAUAGCUGGGAAAGAAACUGCAAUGGCUUUGUAACGGACAAGUGA
This is a messenger RNA of Kwoniella mangroviensis CBS 8507, 621 nucleotides long. RefSeq lists its product as uncharacterized. The transcript has a single exon. NCBI's taxonomy places the organism in Eukaryota, Fungi, Basidiomycota, Tremellomycetes, Tremellales, Cryptococcaceae. The record is from RefSeq and is a predicted model, not a curated record. The coding region runs from base 1 to 621 and encodes 206 amino acids.